Molecule: messenger RNA, 726 nt
Organism: Dioszegia hungarica
Lineage: Eukaryota; Fungi; Basidiomycota; Tremellomycetes; Tremellales; Bulleribasidiaceae
Product: O-methyltransferase
Exons: 3
Coding region: 1-726 (241 amino acids)
Source: RefSeq, a predicted model, not a curated record
AUGAGCUUCUAUCCUCAACCAGCCCAGCAGUCGGAAAAGCGCAUCAUCCACCAAUGUCCAGUCCGCGCCCCAGCCGGUCUUCUCGGCUACCUCGACAGCCUGCACACUAUAUCGACCGAGCAGGAAGACGCAAUCGACAGGACAGAAGUGGAAAAGGUCGGAUUCGAUAACUAUAUGAAGGACAAGUAUAUCGCGCUUGAUCAGGACAAGUGCUGGUUCGUGUAUCAGACUUGUCUGGCCACGGGUGCGCGAAACGUCGUUGAGGCUGGGACGAGCUUCGGUGUCAGUACGAUAUACCUCUCGCUAGCCGUACAGCAGACGAUCAAGCUGCGAGGAGGGGAGGGGCGAGUCAUCGCGACAGAGAACGAGCCAGAGAAGGCCGCUCGUGCCCGGUCGACGUGGGCAGAGGCGGGCGAAGGUGUAGCUGACCUCAUCGACCUAAGAGAAGGCGAUCUGAGGGAGACGCUGAAGGAUGGACUCGCAGAUAUUGAUCUCCUGCUUCUGGACAUCUGGGCUCCGCUUGCUCUGCCCGCCCUGCGGCUUGUAGAGCCACACUUCAGACGCGGCGCAGUCGUUAUCUGCGACAAUUCGAUAUCGUCCGCGGAUCGCUAUGCAGACCUCCAAGCGUACAUGCGGGACCCAAAGAACGGGUAUGCCAACCUGACCGUCCCCUUCAAGAAUGGCCUCGAGAUGAGCGUGUAUCUUGGCAGGUAUGGAGGGACAUAG